UAAUUAUGUCCUCCCUUUCUUUGCUCGAUCCCACCAGUUUAUAAUCUGCUGCUUUGGAGGGUUUAUCCUCAGCAUCUUCUGCUUUCUCCCUCAGCCUCCCUCCUCGGAGCGAGAGUGGGGAUAAAAAGUCAGCAAAGCACCAGGCUCCAGGUGGCUCUCAAGUACUACACUGCCAAAAGGGGGGGAAAAAAGUCCUAUGCUGGAAAACAAGUGAGAAAGGGGCUCCCCAGAGGAGACUGGUGUAGGCUGGAAGACAGCGAAAUCCGGAAAGCUUGAGGAUACAGCUCGCGCCGGUGCCCAGCGCAGCGAGCACAAGGACGCUUUCGCAGCAAUUAGCCCGAGCUGAAGGCGCCGGCAGAGGCUGCAGGCUGCGGCUGCCCGGGUUGGGAGGAAGGGACCCGCAGCCCCCGAGCUCCGUGCAGAUGCAUCGCGCUCCCUUCUCCUCGCUCCCCUGCUCUCCCCGCUCCCGGCCCCCUCCCCCCUCCCUCUCCUUGGCGUUCCCAGCAGCGGAGGGUUUCAGAUGUCCCACCGCCGUUUGACCCCCUCCCCCCGCUUCUCCACCCCUGCAAAUGAGGUUUGACCAGCAGAGGCAAAGCCCACCUCUGGCUUAGAAUCACUGACAUUUAGACUCCAGGCUUCAACCUGUUUACAAGCGGGCUUUCCAAAGGAAGGGAGUGGGGGAGGGAAAUAGGGCCAAACAAAACACCAACCGCCAUCCCCCCUAAACAAGAAGUGACUUUCUGGAGGCUUCAAAUCAACAGGCACCACCAAAAAGAGAAAGCAAGAGGGGGAAGAAAACAACGCGACCGGGCAGCUGCCUCCAGUUCUGACAACUCCAAAGGGACGCACUUCUAGAACUGGCUAGCAAACUGGGGCUCUGCGGAGGAGAACCAGAAGGUGCCAACCGCAAACGGGCGCAGAUAUCUCCCCCAGCCUCCCUCCCCAACCCCUCUGGGUUUUGUUCACCGUGCUGUCAUCUGUUUUUCAGACCUUUUUUUGCAUCUAACGUAGUGAAGAAGAGAACAAAGUAACUCCUGGGAAAGUGAAGAUCGAGCGUAACCCACACCACCACCGCCACCACCAGCUCCUGCUCCUGCGGCCACCCACGUCCACAUUCACCCGGAGACCGAGGGGCGCGCGCCAGUGGAUCCGAGAAAGGAGCGAGGAGAGGCAGCCGGCCCUUCCGAGGAGUUAUGGAUGUUGGUGCUUUCACUUCUGGCCAGAUCCGAGCCCAGAGGGAGCUAACCAGCGGCCGCCACCUCCAGCUGUCUCCUCGCCUCGCACCAGGUCUUACCCUUCCAGUAUGUUCCUUCUGAUGAGACAAUUUCCAGUGCCGAGAGUUUCAGUACAAUGUGGAAAUGGAUACUGACACAUUGUGCCUCAGCCUUUCCCCACCUGCCCGGCUGCUGCUGCUGCUUCUUGUUGCUGUUAUUGGUGUCUUCCGUCCCUGUCACCUGCCAAGCCCUUGGUCAGGACAUGGUGUCACCAGAGGCGACCAACUCCUCUUCCUCCUCCUCCUCGUCCUCCUCGUCCUUCUCCUCUCCUUCCAGUGCUGGGAGGCAUGUGCGGAGCUACAAUCACCUUCAAGGAGAUGUCCGCUGGAGAAAGCUGUUCUCUUUCACGAAGUACUUUCUCAAGAUUGAGAACGGGAAGGUCAGCGGUACCAAGAAGGAGAACUGCCCAUACAGUAUCCUGGAGAUAACUUCUGUGGAAAUUGGAGUUGUUGCCGUCAAAGCCAUUAACAGCAACUACUAUUUAGCAAUGAACAAGAAGGGGAAACUCUAUGGCUCAAAAGAAUUUAACAAUGACUGUAAGCUGAAGGAGAGGAUAGAGGAAAACGGAUACAAUACCUAUGCAUCCUUUAACUGGCAGCACAAUGGGAGGCAGAUGUAUGUGGCAUUGAACGGAAAAGGAGCUCCCAGGAGAGGACAGAAAACACGAAGGAAAAACACCUCAGCUCAUUUUCUUCCAAUGGUGGUACACUCAUAGAGGAAGGCAUGUUUGUGGAUGCAGUAUAACCAAAGGCUCUUUUGCCAGGAAUAGUUGGUGUUCUUCCUGAAGACAGUAGUCCAAAAGGCAAAGACACAUGGCAGAUGCCUGCUUGCUUGAAAGAAAGGAAGCUUUUGAAGGUUUUUGUACUCACUGCUGACAUAGGAUGUUCUCUUAAUUAGUUCUGUGUCCUGCCUUGUAAUCAAGAUUAUAGGCAGAUCAAAUUGGAUGGAAGUUAUUCCUAAGUGAACAAUACUGUGGCUGAGUUUUUGGGUUAAGUUUUUGUUUAUGUUUUUGUUUUUAACCUCUGAGAUAGGAACUUAAAGGACACAGAACAAUCUGUUGAAUGAUCUUCGGGAAAGUUAUUUAUGGAAUACGAACUCAUAUCAAAGACUUUCAUUGCUCAUUCCAGCCUAAUGAAUCAAUGAGCAGUAAGACACACAAGCAUUUACUGGAAAGCACUUGGGUCAUAUCAUAUGCACAACCAAAGGAGCUUUGGGCGUGGCAUCAUGGAAGAAUUGGAUAGGAUUAAAAAAUAUAAACACAGUAGUGUAAAACUGUUCUAACAAAACAAGUAGUAUGGUAUGCUUGUGCAUUCUGCCUUCAUCCCUUUCUAUUUCUUUCUAAGUUAUUUAUUUAAUAGGAUGUUAAAUAUCUUUUGGGGUUUUAAAGAGUAUCCUCAGCAGCUGCCCUCUGAUUUACCUUUCCAUUUUCUUCAGCACACCACAUGCAUGUUCAUGACAAAGUGUUUUUAAAACUUGGCAAAACACUUCAAGAAUAGGAGAUGAGAUCUGGGGAAAAAGUGUGUGAGCCCCGUAUGCUAUCAGUUGACUUCAUCUGCACUUCUGCCGUAAGAACCAUCAACAGUGACCAUGACAACGCUAUGGCAUGGCUUGAGAGAGAGAUGUCUGCCAUCAUUUAAACGCAUACAUCACUCUUAAGGCUUCCUUUCCUAAGAAGUAGACCGGAAGGCCAAAUUCUUCUCUUUCAAUACAUCAGUGGGUCUCUAAGAAUAUACUAAAAGAGGAAAAAUUAAUUGUUAAAUACAUUUUAGUAGCCUAGACUCAUUAUUUGCUAAUUUUUUGGCCAUAUGUCGCAGUGGCAAGUGAUGAAGAGGCUGUCUGCAUAUGUAAGAACCCUUUAUAAGUCUCAAAUAGUGCAUCUCCCCCAAAAGGAACUAUCAAAAGAAUUUGGUAUGAAGUGCAACCCUCCCAGGGGCUUAAACUGAGCAAAUAUAUUCUGGUAUAUGUGUAACCAUAUACUGAAAACUGUUCAAGCUGUAUGAUCUAGUCUUUACAAAACCAAAUAAAACUUAUUUUCUGUAAAUUUAAAGAGCUUUGGAAGGUUCCACAAUGUAACCUUCUUGAAAUUCAUUUUGUUAGAGCAGGUAUAGAAAACAGUACAUAAGAGUGUACCAGACAUCAUCACAUUGUAUUCCACUAAAUAAAUACAUAAGCCUUAUUUGCAGUGUCUGUAGUGAUUUUAAAAAGUGUAGAAAAAUACUAUUUGUUCUAAAUACUUUAAGUGAUAACUAUAAGAUUAUAUUGAUGCUGCAGUUUUAUCGUCAUAUUUCUUGUUUUGAAAAGGUCUGUUUACUUUUAUUGUUUGGACCCAGUAUUUUGGUACAAAGGAAAGAUUCACUAAAUGAGUCUUUUAUGAAAGUUUAACCCCUAGAAAGACUGGUGUCUUGUGAUUCUCUCUUGUAACUUAAUUGUGUUGAUGCUUAACUAGCACUUCCAGUUAAUCUGUUUCUUAAUAAACUUUCCCAUAAAGUAAUCCCAUAAAAGGUAUGACCAUAUUUUUCUCAUUCCUUAAAGAAGCUGAGAUUUGAAAGAAAACGCAUUUGAUGCAGAGUGUUUUGGCUUUGGCUAAAGUUGCAUCUCAUGGUACUUGGCUUCCAACUUGCUUUUUGACAAAUGGGAUUCUAAAAAUGUUUAAUUUUGUGGUUGGAAUCUGUAUGUUAAAACUGAAUUGGUAACUGAGUCUGAGAGCUAUAAUGUAACACAUUCCUAUCAGAACUAGGUAUCUUUGUUCUUUUAUUUUAAAAUAAUAAUUGCACCUGACACAUGAACAUGGACCACCCACAACCAAAAUUCAAUGUUUGGUGAGACAAAUAUAGUAUUAGAUGACCAUGGUAACAGCAAAUAGGGCACAAACUGGGUUCGUAUUUCACAUAGCCAUUUAGAUUACCAAAGAGACUAUGUGUAAACAGUCAUCAUUAUAGUACUCAAAACACUAAAACAGCUUCUAGCAAAAUGUAUCAAAGCUUGCAGAAGCCAAAAAUAGAAAACAUCUCCCUCACCUCUCCCCCUGCCUCGCCCCCAAAACACACACAUGGACAGAAAUAAAGACAGAAACAGUUUGGUAAGAAGUAAUGAAGUUCUCCUGCAUUUAAAAAUGGCAUCUUUGCUUGAUAUUGAGAUAGAAUUCUGGUCCCCUUUGCAGCUGGAUUGCGCUACUCAAGGAAAAGCAGUUCCAGUCCUGAAUGUUGUAUGUUUUUUUAAAAAAUCGUGAUUUGGGGAGCUCUGCCGCUGUGGGAAGCGUGGCCCCUGGCCAUAAUGUGUCAGCCACAAAUGUGUGUCCAUCUGAGUGUUGCUUUCAAGGAGACGCCUCCUAAAGAUAGAGAUUCCCUCCCUCCUCCCACCUUCCAAAAGGCUGAACAGUGUAUAGUAUGUUACAUUUAAAUAAAUCAAUAAACAUGCUGGGAAAAGAAAGUAA
Molecule: messenger RNA, 4707 nt
Organism: Vicugna pacos (alpaca)
Lineage: Eukaryota; Metazoa; Chordata; Mammalia; Artiodactyla; Camelidae
Gene: FGF10
Product: fibroblast growth factor 10
Molecular function (GO): growth factor activity
Source: RefSeq, a predicted model, not a curated record